This is a messenger RNA of Dracunculus medinensis (Guinea worm), 1785 nucleotides long. The record is from the annotation of a GenBank genome assembly. Lineage: Eukaryota; Metazoa; Nematoda; Chromadorea; Rhabditida; Dracunculidae.
GAAUUGGAGAAACAUUUUGGUUACGAUAAUGUCGCACUAGACGCAGUUAGUACAACAUUGCUUCAGUUAAAGGCACUCGUCCACAGUCAAACAUUUGGUAAUCGAGUCUUUAGCAGAGACAGUGCAGCAGAUAGUAAGAAAGAUGUGUCGAUUAGUGUAGAACAGCCGAAGACAACGAAUAAAUUGACGCCUUACCUUUUUGAAGGUGAUAUUCUAUUAUCAAAAAAGCAAGCGGAUACGAUUCUUGAGAACGUUGCCAGCAAACCUUCUCGUAAGCGUAAUCGAGAUAAAUUAACAAAAUCGGAUCGACUGCGUCGAAGUUUUAGUAGUGAUCCCGAAGCAAAAUGGAUUGAAUUCCCUAUCAGAUAUCGAUUCCACGAAUCUCUUGCUAGCGGUGAUUUCAUUGAAUUUUUCAAAGGAGAAGGAUGCUACUCAGUUGUUGGUAGAUUCGGUGGUCGACAAGGACUUUCAGUGGGUGAAGGUUGCGAACGGAUUGGAACAAUAGAGCACGAAAUAGGCCAUGCUCUUGGCGUUUGGCAUCAACAAUCGAGGCCUGAUGCUAAGAAAUACAUUGAAGUUCUCAAAGAAUUCAUUUUGCCUUCGUAUAUUAGCGAAUUUCUUGAACGAGGUAAUGAUGAAAUCGACACAUUAGGUAUACCAUAUGAUUUGGGAUCAAUUAUGCAUUAUGGAUCGACUGCUUUUAGCGCUGAUCAGAAAAGUAAAACGGUUUUAACACGAGAUCCGUUCUAUCAAAAAACAAUUGGUCAGCGUGAGGCAUUAUCUUUUUACGAUAUAAUGACAAUUAAUGAAGCUUAUUGCAAAGAUAGAUGCAAGAAAGGUGAAACAGAAUGUUUGAAUGGCGGAUAUGCUCAUCCAUCCAACUGUAAAAUUUGUAUAUGUCCUAAUGGUUUUAGUGGUAAAAAAUGUGAAAAAAAUGAAAAGCCACUAGCAACGGAUUGUGGUGGUAUGUUAAAGGCAACAGACGAAUGGCAAGAGAUAGAAUCACCAGGCUACCCGGACCCUGGUUAUGAGUCCGGAGAAAAAUGCAGUUGGCUGAUCGAGGCUGCCGUUGGUAAACGAAUCGAAGUAGAAUUUAUUGAGGAUUUUGGUAUUUUUUGUGCGAGUACAUGUGUGGAUUAUGUUGAACUUAAAAUUGGAAAUGAUAUGAGAGCAACUGGCUUUAGAAUUUGUUGUUUCGAUAAACCAAAAGAUAAAUUAAUAUCAUUGCAAAAUAAGAUAAUGGUAAUCUUUCGGUCGGCAGUUGGUGAAGAUAUUGGUUUCAAAUUGCAAUUUAGACAAACAAAAAAACUUCCUAAAAUGGCAGAUAUGCCACAAUCAAAAGCAACUACAGGUUUUUUAAAACAUAUUUUUAUGUUUUUAUUUAAAAAAUCGAAUACCAACUUGAAAAUAUCUCUCUUAAGUAAUAUUCAAGUUGCAACAACUACGAUUGCUGGCGAAAAUAUAUGGAGUGAAUGGGGACCAUGGUCAGAUUGUUCAAGACCUUGCGGUGGAUGUGGGAUUAGAUCUCGAGUAAGGAUAUGUGCGACAGCGCAGUGCUACGGUAAAGGCCAAGAAUUCUCUACAUGCAAUCUUAUUGCUUGUCCAGUAGAUCCGAAAUGUUCGAAAGUGAAAUUCUUAAACAGAAUUUGUGUUGAUAGUCGAGUUUGUACGCAUCUAUCAGAUGCAAUUAAUUCAUGUAGUCAACCGAGUUGUUGUCCUCCUUUUUAUGCGGUUAAUGGUAUGUGUCAAAGCGAUGAACCCGUGCUAAGUUCAUUUGUGUUCUAA